Contarinia nasturtii (swede midge) is the source of this 3060-nucleotide messenger RNA. Its product is annotated as probable cyclin-dependent serine/threonine-protein kinase DDB_G0292550. Bases 1213 to 2811 code for a protein of 532 amino acids. The transcript is spliced from 3 exons. The record is from RefSeq and is a predicted model, not a curated record. Lineage: Eukaryota; Metazoa; Arthropoda; Insecta; Diptera; Cecidomyiidae.
ACAUCGACGACUGGCUUUACUGAUCGUCAGUCUAUCUUUGCCAAGCAUGAUAAUCAGUUGUGUUUACGCGUACCGGUGUGAUUUGUUGAUUUACUAUUAAAGUUUUAUUUCUUGUUUAUCGAAUCAAUUCGCGUGUGUGUGUCUCUGUGUGUACUCUAUGUAAAGAAAUCAUUUUAUCUUCAUCGAUUUUAAGCUGCUUUUUUUCGUGACGCUUUUCAACUCGAUGAAUGGAUACAUUAACAAAUUGACAUCAUAUAUCGUUCGAUAAUCAUGAUAAUUACUUGAGCUUGAGAGAUGACCGCGCUCUUAAUGAAGAUAUCGCUGAUAACGAAUUAACCAACACCACAAUUCAUUUGAGUAAAAUACUACGGCUUGAUCCAUUUCAAUCGCCGUCGAAUUAAAAAGUGAAACAAAAUUGAAACAAAAAAAAAACAACAACAGCAACACAUUGAAUUUAUCAUUAAAUCUCAAGUGUGCGACAAACGGGAAAAACGAUUUAACAAAAUUACGUGAAAGAAAAACCUAAGCACAUUUAUCGGCAAUCGUCGUGUGCGUACAGCUCUUCGGUGUGAUCAUUGUGAACGUGAAAGAUUGAAAGCGAAGACAAUAAGAAAAAAGCACACACCAUUUAUGUAUACUGUGGAUGUGUGUUAAAAAGGUGAACGAGAAAGACUGCGUCGAAAGAGAUUAUUGAAUGUGCAACGAAGAUUGCAUUUUAAUAGCGCAAACAACAUCAACAUCACCAUCGUCGUUGUCAAUUCUCACAUCGAACGUAAUUAACUAUUAUCUUAUUGACGCGAUUUGAAGUUUUUGAUAAAUAUAUAAUAACGAUUAUUCAAAAAGAAGAAAAAGAAGAAAAAAAUUUCGAAUAAAGAAAAGUCAAUUUACUGAAGACACUUGUAGCGCUCCGUUGUACACAGAGAAUUGUGGUUUAAUACGUUCAAUCGUGCCGAGUGAGUGUGUGAUAGAGCUGAGAAAAUUAACAUGUAAAUUGUUGGAAAAACAGCGCAUUCGUGAACGCGAAGAGAAAAUAAAUCGAAAAUAGAAAAGGAAAAGUGUAUGAUUGCGAAUAUUUAUUGGUAAAUGCAAAGGAAGUGAGUGCAUUGAAUAAACAUAUAUAGCAAAAAAAAAAAACGAAAGAAAAAAACUUGUGAGAAAUCGCAAAAUCUCGAAGGGAAAACAAGAAAAAGCAAAAGAAGGCCGAAUAAAAAAAUGGAUAAAAUAAAAGUGAAAAUUGAAAAUAUAGAGAUGUCAAACACAGACGCUAUGCUAAAACCGACAUUGAGUUCCACCAAAUCGAUAGACGAAGGAUUCGAAAGUGAUCCAGACCGUGAUUUAUCAAACACGGAAUCAGAUUCGAAUCAUCAUCAUUUGCAACAGCAACAGCAACCAUCGUCGUCAUUGUCUGGCGUUGCUUCGAUGGUGGUUCAGUCAUCUCCAUCGUUUGAUGUUCUUCAAAGAACCGAUCGUGAUGGUGUACAACAUACACAAAUAACACGUCGACCGUUACAUGACUUUCCAGGUCAUAAAACAUUCGAAAGCGGUACGUCAUCUCUAUUGAGCGCAAACAUUGAAAAUCCACGGCGCAACAAAGAAUUGGAUAAGAAUCGCAUCGUUUAUACAACAAAUCCAAAAGUAUCAAUUCCACGUGCCAGUGGUGGUGGUGGUGCCACGGCCAAUCAUCAACGUAUGUUAACAACAAAUAGUUCAAUACAAUCAACACAAUUGGGACACUUAACACCGAAUCAUUUACAAUACAAUGGAACCCAUGGAACAACGUCAAUUGGCAAUAAUGCAUCAACAUCAACAAUCAUUGAUCAACAUAAUCAUCAUCGUCACCGUUUAACGGGCAAAUCAAUUGAAUCACAUGGCAAUUCACGUUUGGCCAAAUCAACCGAAUUGAUGUUACGUAGUGGUAAUAUUGGACGCGAACGCAUGAAUUUCACACCAGCUACAAUCAAUGAUAAUCUCUCACAAGUGGCACUCAUUAAUGGUAAAUUGAUUUGUGUGAAUAUGCCCGUUACACAAAUUAUUCCAGCUGUAUCGAUACCAUCCGCUGCUGCAUCGUCAUUGGCAAAUGGUUCACAUAAUCACAUCAUUCAUAAUUCCAAGCGACAUUUUUCAAAUAGCACGAACCCCAGUACGGGCAAUCAAGCGACGAAAAUUUGCAAUAAUCAUCAUCAUCAAAAGUACAUUAGUAACGGUCGCAAUAACAACAGCAUCAGCAUAAGUGGCGGCGGAGGAGGCAACGGUAAUGGCAACAACAACAACAACAUCAACGGAAUCGCGAAUGACGUGAAUUCAAUCGCUCAACAAGUGAAUAAUUCGAUUAUACAAAAUGCAAACAGCAGCAUUCAUACAUUUUAUCCAGCCGAAGGGAAUAUCAGUUUGAUACAAUCACAGUAUGGUCUCAAAUAUAAAUCAACACAUUUGAACCGAAUACAAGAGCAACCGGCACCGAUUUCACUCUGGUCACAGUCACUGGCACGCCAACCAAGAAGGUUGAUGUCAUCAUCAAACGAUCCACAGUCGAUAAUCGUGCAUCAUUCAAUGGCCAUUAAACCGCCAAGCAUUGGUUUGUCUCAGAAAAUCAAAGAGUUGGCUUCAUCAGCUGGUCUUCUGUCACUUUCAGCAUCUGGAUUGGCGUCGUUGUCGUCAUCAUCACCAUCUCCCCCAACAUCGUUUUCCAGUGCAAAUGCCAAAAUUAAAAUGCCAUUAAAACCUGUGAUCAAAACCAAAGGUUCACCAGUUCCCGUCGAUUAUCCGAAAAAAGUUACUUUUAGCGAUUUUGCAACCGUUCAAGUUGUUUGAACAAAUUAAAAGAAAAAAAAAAUGGAAUGCCAACCAAAAUAACCGAGAUAGAUAAACACAGCUAAAAUAAAAUCAAAGUUAUCAAAUACAAAUUGGAAAUUAUAGACAUCGCUAUAUAACCGAGGAUAUGAAGAAAAAAAACUGCAUUCUAAAAAUAACAUUAUCGUACAAAUUGCCUAGAAAAUUAUACGAUGUUAUUUACUCUCAGCUAUUUUAAUUGGCCAACAAAGUACGCAAAAAGAGAAUAGA